Molecule: messenger RNA, 1525 nt
Organism: Alnus glutinosa
Lineage: Eukaryota; Viridiplantae; Streptophyta; Magnoliopsida; Fagales; Betulaceae
Product: FAM10 family protein At4g22670
Exons: 11
Coding region: 114-1331 (405 amino acids)
Molecular function (GO): protein dimerization activity; Hsp70 protein binding
Source: RefSeq, a predicted model, not a curated record
CUACUAGAAGAGGGCAGAGUCCCCAGUACUAGUCUCGCCGCUUUCCCUUCUCCUUUGACGAGAAAACCGAAAGAAAAGCACCGAUAGCAGAACCAAUCCAAUAGAGAAUAGAAAUGGACGCCUCGAAGCUGAACCAACUGAAGCAAUUCGUCGAGCAGUGCAAGUCCGAUCCCUCCGUUCUCACCGACCCUUCCCUCUCCUUCUUCCGCGAUUACCUUGAAAGCCUCGGCGCCCAGCUCCCUCCCUCUGCGUACGAGCAUGGCGACUCCAAAUCCAGGAGCUUCGUGGUGGAGGAGAGCGACGAGGACAUGGAUGGCGGGAAGGGAAAUGCGGACGAUGAAGUAGAAGAGGACGAGAUAGUCGAGUCCGAUGUCGAGCUCGAGGGGGAGACUGUGGAGCCUGAUUGUGAUCCUCCGCAGAAGAUGGGAGUUCCAUCAGUCGAGGUCACAGAGGAGAGCCGUGAUGCUGCGCAGGCUGCUAAGGCUAAAGCCAUCGAAGCCAUUUCUGAAGGAAAUUUAGAGGAGGCGAUUGAGAAUCUCACGGAGGCGAUUUUGCUCAAUCCGACGUCGGCAAUUAUGUAUGGGACCAGAGCUAGUGUCUAUAUCAAGAUGAAGAAACCAAAUGCGGCUAUCCGUGACGCCAAUGCAGCUUUGGAGAUUAACCCAGAUUCUGCUAAAGGCUACAAGUCUCGUGGCAUGGCACAAGCAAUGCUCGGUCACUGGGAAGAGGCUGCAAAGGAUCUUCACCUGGCAUCAACGCUAGACUAUGAUGAGGAAAUCAAUGCUGUUCUUAAGAAGGUGGAACCAAAUGCACACAGGAUUGAGGAACACCGUCGGAAGUAUGAAAGGUUGCACAAGGAAAGAGAAGAGAGAAAAAUUGAGCGUGAAAGACAACGUCGCCGUGCAGAAGCUCAGGCUGCAUAUGAGAAGGCCAAGAAGCAAGAGGAGUCAUCUUCCAGCAAGAAACCUGGAGGCAUGCCGGGCGGGUUUCCGGGUGGGAUGCCUGGAGGCUUCCCAGGAGGUAUGCCUGGGGGCUUCCCAGGAGGUAUGCCUGGAGGUAUGCCUGGAGGUAUGCCUGGAGGCUUCCCAGGAGGUAUGCCUGGAGGUAUGCCGGGUUUCCCUGGUAGCACGCCAGGAGGGGUGCCUGGAAAUGUUGAUUUUGGCAAAAUAUUGAAAGACCCUGAACUGAUGGCGGCAUUUAGUGAUCCAGAAGUCAUGGCUGCUCUUCAAGAUGUAAUGAAGAACCCUGCUAAUCUUGCAAAGCAUCAAUCAAAUCCCAAGGUGGCUCCCGUAAUUGCAAAGAUGAUGAGCGAAUUUGCAGGACCCAAGUAAACUGUUUCAAUGUUAAAAUGGUGUUUGUGGGAGAUCAACUUUGUGUAAGUUCUGGCAGGCAGGAUCUUUCAUGUUAGUAUGUUACAUUGAGGUGAGAUUGUCAGUUCCAACAUCCAAAACCAUGAUGGUGUGAGUAACAAUACCUGUUUAUUUCAGAUUUGAAAAAAGGUUUAAUAGGAAUGGUGGUUUGAUAA